Messenger RNA from Diospyros lotus (date-plum), 878 nucleotides. RefSeq names its product nifU-like protein 1, chloroplastic. The transcript is spliced from 3 exons. Gene Ontology annotation, cellular component: mitochondrion. The record is from RefSeq and is a predicted model, not a curated record. Bases 1 to 675 code for a protein of 224 amino acids. NCBI's taxonomy places the organism in Eukaryota, Viridiplantae, Streptophyta, Magnoliopsida, Ericales, Ebenaceae. Gene Ontology annotation, molecular function: iron ion binding; iron-sulfur cluster binding. Gene Ontology annotation, biological process: iron-sulfur cluster assembly.
AUGGCGUCCUCCUUAGCAACAACAGCGGCGGCAGCUGGGUGGUUGUGCAGAAACCCUUCCCUCUCUUCGCCACAAAAACCCCCCAAUAAUCCUCCUCCCAAAUCUCCGUCUCAAGUUUUCUUCUCCCCCUCCUCCUCCUCCUCCGGACCCAGAUGGGUCUCCCAAAGAUGGGCAACUAAAGCCUCGUCUUCGUCGUCCAGUGGCCUGUACUCAGCCAAGCAAUUCCAACUGACGCCUCAGAAUGUGGACCUCGUUCUGGAGGACGUUCGGCCCUACCUCAUCGCCGACGGUGGAAACGUUGACGUCGUCUCGGUCGAGGACGGUGUGAUCUCGCUCAAACUCCAAGGGGCGUGUGGAAGCUGCCCUAGCUCAACGACGACCAUGAAGAUGGGGAUUGAGCGUGUACUGAAGGAAAAAUUUGGAGAUGCAGUUAAGGAUAUUCGCCAGGUAUAUGAUGAUGAACAAGUUAGCGAGACAACGGUUGAGGCAGUGAACGGGCAUCUGGACAUAUUAAGACCAGCCAUUAAGAACUUUGGUGGGAGCGUGCAAGUAUUGUCGAUAGGGGGUGGUGGAGAUUGCUUUGUAAAGUACGAGGGACCCGAGUCUAUAGGGUCAGGAAUCAAAGCAGCAAUCAAGGAGAGGUUUCCAGACAUUACCAAUGUUGUCUUUACUUGAUUACAAGUGCUGCAAGCAAGCAAAUAUCACAGGAUUUUGCCCAUCAUAAAUAUGGGCUUCAGCAUUCGUGGUGGUGAACAGAAGCCAUAUGGUCAAGAGAGAGAGGGAGAGAGAGAGAGAGAGUUUAUAUAAGCACUUGUACUUUGCACUAAUAAUAGAUCAUAUCCAUCCAACAGAUGCGGAGCAACAUAUUUCAUGGUAUC